UCCAUCAUAAGAGGAAGUAUAACAGUACAACAGAUGCUCAUGUAUAAUUGUGCGCGAGCCAGAUCAAAUUAGAAUCAAAUGUUCGAAAGAGACGACGCAAAGAUGAAGGCACACACCGUAGAUGAUCGCGACACGGAGGACGCCAGAUACGUAAGUAGGUAUAUAUCGAACAGGGACCCAUUCCCACAGACCACAAAUGGACGUUCAUAUUAAUACUCGUCGUCGUCAUUAAUGGUAAAAGGUGCGAGGUAAGUACCUAGCGCUGCCCAUGAUACCCCACCUAUACAUAUUACCUAGGCAUUUGUAGUAUAUUACAUCAUAUCUUCACUCUUAGCCUCCAGCCGUGUGUUCAAUCUUUUUUGGUUUGGUGAUAUUUUCAUUCUAUAUUCUUUUCUCUUCCUUUUUGGUUUCAUAUAGAGUGUGUAUACAGAUAUCCAUAAUGGCCCAGCCUACGACUCAGAAGCAGUGGACAGUGACCGGGGCCGGGAAGGGCCUCGAUACCUUGCAGUUUGGUGACGCCGAGGUGCCCACGGUGGGCGACAACGACGUCCUCGUCAAGCUCCACGCCGCCUCGCUCAACUACCGCGACCUGAUCAUCCCGAGGGGGCAAUAUCCCUUCCCGACAAAGUUUCCCGUAGUACCGGCGUCCGACGGCGCGGGAGAGGUCGUAGAGGUAGGGUCAAAGGUUAGCCUAUGGAAAAAGGGUGACAGGGUCGUCACGCUCUUUAACCAGGGCCACCAGUAUGGAAAUGUGACAAUAGCGGCAUCGAGCACAGGCGUCGGCGGUGUUGUGGACGGAACACUGCGCCAAUACGCCUCGUUCAACGAGACGGGACUUGUGCGCGCUCCGAAGAAUCUGAGCUAUGCCGAGGCCGCCACACUUACCUGUGCCGGUCUGACGAGUUGGAACGCGCUCUACGGCCUCAAGGCCAUUAAGGCUGGUGAGACUGUUCUCGUCCAAGGGACAGGCGGUGUCAGUCUCUUUGCUCUUCAGUUCGCCAAAGCCGCCGGCGCAAAGGUCAUUGCGACAACGUCGUCAAAGGAGAAAGAGGACAUCGUAAAGAAGCUCGGCGCAGACCACGUGCUGAACUACAACGAGGACAAGAACUGGGGCUCGACAGCGCGGAAGCUGACAAAUGGCGUCGGCGUCGACCUAGUGAUCGAGGUAGGCGGCGCAGGGACGAUGGCGCAGAGCCUCGCGGCCAUCAAAUACGAAGGCACGAUCGCCAUCAUCGGUUUCUUGGGCGGCGCCAAGGUCGAGAACUCGCUCCUCGAGUGUCUGACGCACCUCUGCACCGCGCGCGGCGUCUACGUCGGCUCCCGCCAGCAAAUGGAAGACAUGGUGGCUGCUAUCGAAGCCAACGACAUCCACCCCUAUGUCGACUCCAAGGCCUUCUCGCUCGAGCAGGCGAAGGAGGCGUACGAGUACCAGUGGGCUAAGGGGCACGUCGGGAAGAUCUCGAUUAAGAUUACGUAAGCGGGACGGAUAUUUCCUAGGCAUUUCAAUUAUACGAUAUCUACCUAGUAUAGAUGGAACAGGCAACGAAUUCUUGUCUUCAUAGAAGCGCCAUGAGUUUCUCUUCUUGUGUCCCUAUCACUCCUUAUCAUUAUCAUCGUAGUAUGUUCAGCCUAGACUUGGACUGGCUGACUGCUUCAUAUGUCUAGACAUGAACCGAGCCAAUCUAGCUCGGUAGAUAGACGUCCCCGAUCACAC
Molecule: messenger RNA, 1714 nt
Organism: Xylaria bambusicola
Lineage: Eukaryota; Fungi; Ascomycota; Sordariomycetes; Xylariales; Xylariaceae
Exons: 4
Coding region: 440-1477 (345 amino acids)
Molecular function (GO): oxidoreductase activity
Source: RefSeq, a predicted model, not a curated record